AGAUGUAACCCCAACCCACCAUCUAAUGGAAGAAGAUAUGAAAGAUUUUUGGGGUUCACUCCCUGAAGGAUUCGUUGCUCAAGCGUUGGGUCUGACCACUCCCCAGGAUGCUUCUAGAUUGUCCUGCGUCAAUUCUUUUUUCCGGUCCGCCGCCGAGUGGGAUACAGUGUGGGCCAGCUUUCUUCCGCCGGAGUGCCUGGAGGAGGCGGUAGAAGGUGGUCGCGGUUUGAUGAAGGAGGUGUAUCUACGUCUUUGUGAUAACCCAAUCCUCAUUGAAGAGGGAACUAAGAGUUUCUGGCUGGAUAAGUUGACUGGGAAGAAAUGUUACAUGUUGGCUGCCAAACAACUAUCAAUUGCUUUGAUCGAUUCCCCUAAUUGUUGGAGGUGGACCUCCAUGCCAGACUCGAGAUUUACAGAAGUGGCUGAACUUAUUAAUGCGUGCUCGCUUGGAAUUAGUGGCAAUGUCAACACUUCCAUCUUAUCUCCCAAUACAACUUAUGUUGCACACCUUGUGUUUAUGGCAACCUCGGAAGCAUAUGGUUUCGAGUACCAUCCUGUUGAGGUCUGCUUUGGUCCUUAUGAAAAAAACUCGCAGACUAGAAUGGUGUAUUUGGACCCUCAAGCGCAAAGCAGACGAAGAUUACGACCAAAGAGACGUAUUGGAAUCUUUGGAAGAGGAAUAUUUGCGAAUUACGAUGUUGUACCUCCCCCCUGUGAGGAAAAUUGUCCGAAGCCUAGACAAGAUGGGUGGUUUGAGGUUGAGAUAGGAGAGUACUUUAACAAGGGAGGGGAUGAGGUAGAACUUGAGAUGAGUGUAAUGGAGGUGAAAGGAGGGAAUUGGAAGAGGGGGCUAAUUAUUCAUGGGAUUGAGAUUAGGCCAAAAAAAAUGUGUAUAAGUUGAUAUAUGUUAAUUAUAGCUGUUAGUGUUUUAUUACUAGGGUUUAUUAAUAAUAUGUGACCAAUAAGUCUAAGUUAUGUUUAUUUAAAGUUUCUCGUCUCUUUCAUGUAUUUAAUAAGGAUUCUUUUCCAUUGUAAUUAGGUUAUAACCCCGUGUAUUACAUGAGGUUGAAUAAAUAAAUUUUAUAUAUUAAAUAAUAAAA
This is a messenger RNA of Helianthus annuus (common sunflower), 1100 nucleotides long. Its product is annotated as putative F-box protein PP2-B12. Lineage: Eukaryota; Viridiplantae; Streptophyta; Magnoliopsida; Asterales; Asteraceae. Gene Ontology annotation, molecular function: protein binding. Bases 26 to 901 code for a protein of 291 amino acids. The record is from RefSeq and is a predicted model, not a curated record. The transcript is spliced from 3 exons.